Solea solea (common sole) is the source of this 3320-nucleotide messenger RNA. Its product is annotated as rap guanine nucleotide exchange factor 1-like. Gene Ontology annotation, cellular component: plasma membrane. Gene Ontology annotation, molecular function: guanyl-nucleotide exchange factor activity. The record is from RefSeq and is a predicted model, not a curated record. NCBI's taxonomy places the organism in Eukaryota, Metazoa, Chordata, Actinopteri, Pleuronectiformes, Soleidae. Bases 93 to 2900 code for a protein of 935 amino acids. Gene Ontology annotation, biological process: Ras protein signal transduction; positive regulation of GTPase activity. The transcript has 23 exons.
GACACAGAGAGAGUAAGACUAACAUGACAGCAGAGGAUUAAACUGUUGCUCUGCUGAUCUGUGACCAGCCCUCUGUAUUUCUGUCUGCCCAAAUGUGGACAUCCAACAAAGCUGAGAGUAAGACAGCCUCUCAGUUUGUGUCUCUUACCAUGAGGCUAAAGGAUAAACUCCACCCACAGUGGAUCAGACGCACUGAGCGAAUCAAACCUACUCAAAGACGUAAACCACCUGAUCUGAAGCUGCAGGAGCACACACUUCAAAACAAGUCUGGGUGUGUGUUGUUGGACCAGCAGCGGGCAGUUGUCAGCUCUCUGCAGUACUUCAAAGCUCUGGUGGACAGACUAGGUAUAGACAGACCUGGAGCAAACAAACUGGUCCUGGACCAGUCUGUGGUGGGGGCUCUGCUGGGUGGAGCCACCAGUGGAGUUCUGGAGACAGUUCAGACUCUGGUCCAGCUGGAGCCACACCUCCACAAAAGUAAAACCAUCUCCACCUGUCUCACUCAUCUCUAUCAGUCUCUGGCUGAGCUGAUUCACUGGGCAGAUCUUGUGAUUCUACAGGGCGUUUCCAAUGAUGACCAGGAGUCAACAUCUAGCGUUACCACAGUGAUCAGGGCUGUGUUGGAUGGAGUUAAAGAUCUGGUUCGAUUGGCUGUAGAGAGACAAGAGGGCUCUGCCCCAUUGACUCCAAUCCAAUUACAGCCUACUGUUGGACAAAUGGGAGAGUUUGAGAUGCUGACUGACAGGACUACUGCAUCUCCUGUAGAGGAAAAGAACAGAAUGAGGAUGGAGAGGGGAGGGGAGGAUCCAAUGGUUUCCCCUCCUCCAAAACCACACAUGCCACUCCCCCAGGUGCCCUUCCCUCAGGGACUCAGUCCUCCAGCUCUGCCUCCCAAAAGGCGUCAGUCAGGCCCCGCCGCCUGCAGGGUUGCCAUAGUAGCACCAUUUAUACGACAAUCUGAAGAUGACACACAGACACAGGAGUAUGAGGACAACGACUCUUUUAAGAAAUGUUCUUCUUCUGCAGACUCAGCUGAUGAAAAUACACACUGUGACACAGAAGCAGAUCCAGACUAUGAGUUCCUCCAUACAGACCUCUCCUCCUCUGAAACUCUCCCUGCUUUUCCACUGCCCUCAUCACUUCCUCCUGCCCUGCCAGAAAAAAGACGAUGUGCUACUGCAGGCUUGACCAGCUCUCAGGCUCCACCUUCUUCUGAGUUUGACUUCACACCUUAUGACCCCCCCCACUGCGAUGAUCCUGAAGACCCAGUGACCUCCCCCCUGUCCCACAGCGGGACUCCACCUCCUCUCCCUGAGAAGACACGACACAUCCAUCAGUACCUGCAGUUCUGCUCGUCCUACAGCAUUCAGUCAGCAGCCAUGUUCUACCAGACACCUCAGACCCUCAGUCAGAAUCCCAGCAUCAGACAGCAAGAGAUGGAAACCACCUACCAGUUCACGCACACACACCUGGACACACAGUUGCCGCCUGACUUAGACUCCACCCCCUCACCUGAGGUUUUACCUGCUCCAGCUUUACCACCUAAGAAGAAACAGCAGGAUGAUGAGGAUUCAGCCAAAGACACCGAUAAACAAGUAAAUUGCAGAGACCGUUUGCAGCAAGAGCAAGGGGAGGAGCAUGGCCUGAGGAGCAGGGAUGAGCAGGAGGAGGUGUUGCUCACCAACCACCAGGAGAUCCUCCACAGAAUUACCAUGAAGACUGAGGAGGAGGAAGGUCCAGAUGUGAAAGCAGCCUCUCCUGAGAUCCUAUUGGUCUAUGCCAUACAGACUGACAGCACUGAACAGGUCCUGUAUCGUGAAGCCUUCCUCUCCACCUACAGGACCUUCAUCAGCUCAAGUGACGUCAUCAACAAACUACACCACAGGUACAGAUAUGUAUGUGAUGGACAUGAAGCUGCAGAGCUGAAAGCUGCCAAGAACACUUUCCACCUGCUGGUCAGCGUGGUGGACGAGCUGUGUGUGAUGGAGCUGGAUUCUGAUUUGCUGCUGCUGCUGACAGACAUGGUGUUCAGGCUCCUAGUUGGUGGAGAGCUGGAACUGGCUCACCUGUUGCGCUCCACCAUUCUGUCUAAAAUGGAGCAGAAAUGGCUUAGUGGUUCCACUCUGUCACUCCGCCCCCUUGCAGCUAGGGGCAUAGCAGCCAGACCAGGAACACUUCUGGACUUCAGGAGUCAGGAUUUAGCUGAACAGUUAACUCUGAUGGACUCUGAACUGUUCUACAAGAUUGAGCUUCCAGAGGUGUUGAUGUGGUCUAAAGAGCAGAAUGAAGAGAAGAGUCCAAACCUGACUGAGUUCACUCAACAUUUUAACAACGUGUCCUUCUGGGUUCGUUCAGUCAUCAUCCUUCAAGACAAACCUCAGGACAGAGAAAAACUUUUGCUGAAGUUCCUGAAGAUCAUGAAGCACCUACGGAAGCUGAACAACUUUAACUCGUACUUGGCCAUCCUGUCAGGGCUGGACUCCGCCCCCCUACGGCGCCUGGAUUGGCAGAGAAACACAACUGAGGCUCUGGAGGAGUUCAGCUCUUUGAUUGACAGCUCGUCCUCGUUCAGAGCAUACAGAGCCGCUCUGGCUGAAGUGGAACCUCCAUGUAUACCUUACUUGGGUUUGAUCCUGCAGGACUUGACCUUUGUCCACCUGGGGAAUCCCGACACCUUGAUGACAUCACAGGGUUCAAAGGUCAACUUCUCUAAACGGUGGCAGCAGUUUAACAUCCUCUACACUUUAAGGAGCUACCAGCAAGUUUCUUACUCUCUGCAGGCCAAUGAUGACAUCAUUUUGUUCUUUAAUGGCUUCAGUGAAUACCUGGCUGAGGAGGCAUUAUGGGAGCUCUCUCUCAGGCUCCGCCCACGGAACGCCCAGAGAAUCAACCAGAGAUAACAGAUUGAAACAAACUGAACUGGGACAAACUAACCUACUAACAAGGAUAAUCACAAGGCUUACUUUGAAACGCUUUGAAUUCAAGAGUCAAGCUCCAAGAAAUACAUGGACAAACUUGCUAAUUAAGAUAAAGUCAGUUCCAUACUGGGCUAGCGAGCUGCAAACACAUCCCAGACAGAAUGACUUUUUAAUCUGUUCAAAUACUAGUUUAACUGGCUAUCAUUGUGUUAACUCAUGCUAAUCUGGACUGAAGCCAGACAGAGAUAGAGUUAUACUGGUGCUAGCUAUAAUAUUAAUAUUCAUAUAUUAAUGUAUAUUAAUCGACAGUACAGAUGGACAUGUCCUCCUCUCCUCUCUGCCCUCAGAAAUGUACUUUUAUUUGCAGCAAUAGUCCAAUAAAGCCCCCCUCCUUCUCUUCUC